Molecule: messenger RNA, 4134 nt
Organism: Sorex araneus (European shrew)
Lineage: Eukaryota; Metazoa; Chordata; Mammalia; Eulipotyphla; Soricidae
Gene: TIGD7
Product: tigger transposable element derived 7
Exons: 2
Coding region: 2025-3659 (544 amino acids)
Cellular component (GO): nucleus
Molecular function (GO): DNA binding
Source: RefSeq, a predicted model, not a curated record
GUCCGCCGAGGCCUAGAGGGGAGGGGCCUGCACGCAGCCCCGCAAGCCGCGUCUUCGUCUCGCCUCCCAGACGCGCGGCGGCGUUUGCUGGGGAGCCCGCGCAGCCCCUCCAGUGAGAGGCCGUUCCCGACGGAAACGGCGGGCCCGAGGGGCCUGGGCCCUUGUCAGGGCGGCGCGUCCCUCACGAUCGCUUUUGGCCAUGUGAGGUGGGUCUGACCUGUGCCGCGGCUCCGUCUGUUUCUCCUUGACCGAGACCGUGGGCCUGAGGAGCGACGCGCAGGGUCGCGCGGGGACCCAGCCGCCCCGCUGCCCCUUCUCCCCGCGAGGCUGUGCGCGAUCACGGCCCCGGGCCCCGAGGCCGAUUGGCAGCCGGGGAACCAAAGCCCCCGCGGGCCCGCCCCAGGGAAAGGCCUGAGGCCGGAGAGCGGCGAAGAACGCUUUGUGCAGUUAGGUGUCGUCGGGCUGGCUCGGGAACUGAGAACAAGAGCAAGGCCCUGGGACGGGCAGCCGGGAGGGCGCGGGCUUGUCACCAGCCGACUCGUGCAGCACCUCAGAGGGCCCCUACCCCACCUCCCGUCGCAACCGCUGUCCCCCAAAAGGCGGAAAGAAAAGAAGGUCCCGUGAGCUUUCUAUGCAGUUUGAGUGGGAAUAGAGAUUGCAUCUACUCAGGUGGGUCCUGGAGCACUGUUUUUAAGAGAACCGCUUUCUAGGCCAGAUCUGCAGCAGCACCUGGAAUGGAUAUAAGUAGCAGUUUUAAUUUCUUCCCAUGAGGGUAUCUGGAAUGAGAACCAUGAAAUUAAUCUAGGCUAGGACAUUUCUAAGAACCUGAAAGGGCACUAGGCAGCACCAGGAGAAUCUGAAACGAAUUGAGGGCACGGCUACAGAAGAGCCUGUCGACAGGAUUCAUGGGAAAUAACUAAUCAGAAACGCCAACAGAAGAAAUCGUUUCACUUUCUUCAGGCAGUGGAAAAUUUGAGUCAUGGUUCAAAUGAAGCAAAAUCAAAACAAAAAAUCUCAAGUAUGAAAAGUUUGUUAUUUAGCAUGCUAAUGUAAAUUUAGGAAAAUGAGCAGGACAGCUCUUUAAAAUUUUAUUGGCACAAAAAUCUAUCUGUAAAGCUUUUGAACUUCUAUCAAAGAAUUGCCAUAAUUUUGAAAAUAAUAUCCAAAAUAUGGAAAAGUUUCAGUGAAAAACAAUACUUGAGAAUAUGCAGGAUGUACAAAAGAAGAUGACCAGACAGCAGCAAAAAGCUAACAAAUUACUUAUAAAUUACUUCAGUAAAAUAAACCUUCAAGUUAAAGCUCAUUCUCUGGGAAAGACUAUUCUGAGUUACUUUCGUGGCAACAAAAAUUAGGUUUCAUUCAUAUGGCAACAGAGCUUACUUUCUUUACCUCAAGUACUAUAUAACUCCCUGAAUUUCAACUUUCCAGACAUCCCAAUGUUUGGGGGUCUUUGUAUUAAUUCAGGCAUGGAUUGUUGUGGCCCAGUGAACUAUGUAAAGAAGAAUAUAUAAGCAUAGCUUUCUUUUUUGACAGGUAAAAUCAGGUCCUUUGGAAGAAAAACCUCACUGCCUACCAGCUAUACAAAAUGACACUGUUUUGCCUUUAAGUCUCCCAUUUCCCCAGGACCAUUUUUUAUUGAGAAUUUUUCUCUUCUGGGUCUACUGUGGGCACAUCUCAGCUCUUCCUUUUGGGUCAUCCCACAGUGAGUCUGGGAAAGCAAGUAUUUUUGUUAUUCCCGAUGGGUGCUGCUACCUCUGGGGAGGGAGGGCCACGCCGGGUCCUGAGAAGUGACAUGCUUGCCAUUCAGGAGCAGUAACAAUAGGACAGGCAGCUUGCUGAGUCCACCUUUAUCUUUAGACUGGCCCUUCAAUCAUGAGCCCCUACCCUUUUAGCCAAUUGCCUAUAAAACCUGUUUUCUUAGGUUUUUAACUAGUCUGGAGGGAAUCUUUUUUGAAAAAUGUUUCCUCCAUUUCGGUAAGUUUUUUCCAUAUAUUUUCUGCUGGUUGUUAGAAGUCAAAUUCAAUAUGAACAAGAGAGGGAAAUACACAACACUGAAUUUGGAGGAGAAAAUGAAGGUCUUGAGUCGGAUAGAGGCUGGACGGUCUCUUAAAAGUGUGAUGGAUGAAUUUGGAAUCAGUAAAUCAACAUUUUAUGACAUUAGAAAGAAUAAAAAAUUGAUUUUGGACUUUGUACUGAAGCAGGACAUGCCGUUAGUAGGAGCUGAAAAGAGAAAGAGGACAACAGGAGCCAAAUACGGUGAUGUGGAUGACGCAGUGUAUACGUGGUACCAGCGGAAACGCUCGGCGGGUAUCAGCGUCCGCGGCGUGGAGCUGCAGGCUGCUGCGGACAGGUUUGCACAGUGCUUUGGGCGAACCGACUUCAAAGCCAGCACGGGUUGGCUUUUUCGAUUUCGAAACAGGCAUGCAAUUGGGAACCGAAAAGUAUGUGGGGAACAAGUCCUAAGCUCAGAAAACGUUGAGCCAUUUCGACAAAAACUGUCCAAUCUUAUCAAAGAAGAGAAAUUGUGUCUAGCUCAACUAUACAGUGGUGAUGAGACAGACCUCUUUUGGAAGUCAACGUCAGAAAACACUCAAGCAAGCAGAAAAGACAUCUGCCUGCCCGGGAAGAAAAUAAACAAAGAGCGGCUGUCUGCUCUUUUAUGUGCAAAUGCAGACGGAAGUCAUAAAUUGAAGUCAAUUAUUAUUGGCAAGUCGAAGCUGCCCAGAAGUGUGAAAGAGGACACAAGUACUUUACCUGUGAUAUAUAAACCGAGUAAAGAUGUUUGGUUCACCAGAGAAUCAUUUGCAGAAUGGUUCUUUCAAAACUUUGUUCCCGAGGUCCGGCAUUUCCAACGCAAUGUUCUAAGAUUCCAUGAAGAGGAUGUCAGAGCACUGUUACUUCUGGAUAAUUCCCCAGUUCACCCGUCUGCUGAAUCAUUAGCCAGUGAGGACGGUCGAAUAAAAUGCCUGUUUUUCCCCCAUAACACUUCAACCUUGAUUCAACCUAUGAAUCAAGGUGUCAUUCUGAGCUGCAAAAGACUUUACAGGUGGAAGCAACUUGAAGAGAGCCUUGUCAUCUUUGAAGAAAGUGACGAUGAACAAGAUAAAGGAGAAAAAGGAGUUUCCAAAAUAAAAAUCUACAACAUAAAAAGUGCAGUUUUUAACUGGGCAAAGAGUUGGGAUGAAGUACAACAAAUAACUAUAGCAAAUGCAUGGGAAAAUCUUCUUUACAAAAAGGAACCUGAGCAUGACCUUCAACGCUUAGAUGAUGGGGAUUACAGAGAAAUUCUUGAGAAAUGUGGAGAGUUAGAAAACAAGCUGGUUGGUGGUAAGACAUGGUUAAGUGACAAAGAGGAAGCAAAAGUUAGCCCCCAAAACACAAAAGGUGGGAUGACUAAGGAAGUUGCUCAGCAAGCAGGGGGGGCGAUUGCUGAAUGUACGCUGUCUGCUAUAAGAGAGAGUUUGGACUCUCUUCUUGACUUCAUUGAUGCCACGCCCGAGUUUCAGAGGUUCCAUUUCACGUUAAAAGAAAUGAAACAAGAAAUAAUCAAGAAACAGAUUCAUAAUAGAAUCCAUUCUAGAACGGGUAACUUUUUAAAACCUCAGUCACAUAUUAAGGAGUCCUUCAAUAUACCUUCAACUUCCAGUUCUAAUAAUUAGAUUUUGUGUUUAACUGUUUUUUUCUGCAGUUAAUAUAUAGUGUAAACCUGUUGUGAAUUGUCUUUAUUUCUUAUCAAAUGACCUUAUUUUGUAUAUCUAUUCUAAUUUAUGCUGGUUACAAAAUAACUUGAAAAUAAAUCUGUUUCUUUAAAUGUAUAAAUAGUUCGCUCUUUUUUUUCUACUUUAGACAAGGCUCUGAAGAGUGAAAAAUUACUGUCCCAGAUUUACUGUCUCAUGGAAAUGUGGCUAGGACAUUAACUUUUAUCAGUGUGAAAGCCAGAAAUAGUACAGAGAUUAAGGUGCUUUGAUCUGCAGGUAACCAUCCUCUGCUUUGAUCCUGGUACCAAAUAUGGUCCACCGAGCACUGCCAGAAGUGAUCACUGAGCAGUCAGUGCAUGCCCGGCCUGAGCUGCAUCAUGUUGUGGCACCAAAACAAAAAUAGUAUCAAUAUAUUCAUAGCUUUUAAUAUAUGCUG